AAGCAAUAAAAGAUAAAGUUCAAUUAAAAAUCAUGGUUCGAAGGUGUUGUGUCGACAACUGUAUUGAAUCUGAUCUUACAAUAUUAGCACAUCGAUUCCCAAAAGGAGAACAAAUUGCUAUUCAAUGGCAAAACAUAUUAAAUUUAAAUAAUAUUGGAUUAGAAUCAUUAAAACAGAAUUAUGUUGUCUGUACAAAGCAUUUCAGCUCUAAAGCAUACAGGAAUGCAAUCUCAAAUAGCUUAAAUUCGACAGCAUUACCAAGUCUGGAUGUUCAUAAAGAUAAUGAAAGAAUAAAAUCGACAAGAAUUAAGGAUAAAAGUAAAAAUGUUCCAUUGAGAUGCCACAAGUCACCAAACUCACUCAAAAGGCAGUCAUCACUAGUUUACACAGUUCAAAGUAUUGAAACAUCACCAGCCAAGAGAGCAAAGAUUGAUUUGGAAGUUUUAUCAAUAGAUCCAGAGGUAAAAUUGGACGAAAUUGAAGAUCCAGUAGCAUUAUUAGAUAUAGAAGAGAAAUUAGAACCAAUACAAAUUGAAGAGAGCUACAUUGACUAUGAGAUUUAUGACAGAAGUGAAGUCAACGAACAAAUUAUUCCUUUGCCUGAUCAAGUAUCGAUAAGUGUCCAAACAGAAGCUUCACAAAUUGACCAACAAAUUCAGACAGAAACUGCACAAAUUGACAAAAAGAUUCAAACAGAAACAACUCAAUCUGACCAACAAGUUCAAACAGACAAGAUUGAGGAACCACUCAAGCAAGCUUCACCCACAAUCGACUCAAAAGAUGACAAAUUAAUCAACUUACUGUACCCAGAAUUCAACGGAAAGAGCAAGAUUGAGCUCAUUAAAAUGAUCAUUGAAAGAAACCAAAAAGUCAAGUCACUGGAAGAAGAGAAGCAAAUGCUCGAGGAAGCAAUGCGAAAGCUCUUAUGAACACAUACAUAACAUGUGAUAUUAAGCUAUAAAAAAAUUGUUUGUAUGUUUUAGAAAUAAAAUACGUGAAGUACCUACUACAAGUGCAUAGCUGCACACUUAUACAGUC
Chironomus riparius is the source of this 1038-nucleotide messenger RNA. The record is from the annotation of a GenBank genome assembly. Lineage: Eukaryota; Metazoa; Arthropoda; Insecta; Diptera; Chironomidae.